AUGGAAGACCAUAGGCAGGCAAAUUGCAAUGUGAUUGGAGAACUAAUAAAAACAAAAUACAUGUCAAUAAAGAGAGUACACACACCAAAUGACAUAAUCGGCGACAUGCUAGAUGAUUAUGGUGUUUCAAUGGGGUAUCAAGAAGCCUGGAGAGCAAGAGAAAAAGCUUUAGAAUUGGCAAGAGGAAACCAAGAUGAUUCAUACCAAAAACUUCCCAUCUACCUUCACAUGCUAAAAGUCUCGAACCCAAGUACAAUAACGCACCUGAUUACAAACAAUAAAGACCACUUCAAAUAUAUGUACCUAGCAUUUGCACAUUCCAUCAAAGGAUGGAAACACUGUAGGCUAGUCAUUGUGAUAGAUGGAACUUACUUAAAGACAUCAUUUGGGGGAACUUUAUUCACUGCUUCAACAAUGGAUGCUAACAACAACAUAUUUCCAUUAGCCUUUGGAAUAGGAGACUCUGAAAAUGAUUCAUCAUGGUUAUGGUUUUUCACAAAGCUAAAGGAGACAUAUGGAGAAAGAGAAGACAGGCACAAAAGCAUAGAAAAUGUUGUAGACAAUGUAUACCCAAAAGCUUUCCAUGGAGCAUGCAUAUUCCACCUGCUAAACAACUUCAAAGUCAAUUUUGGUGUCCAUGGGGAGGACCUAAACAUAAACUUUGUCAAAGCAGCAAAGGCAUACAGGUCUAGAUGCCAUGCUCCAACAAGAAGAUAUACAAUGAUGACAUCAAAUAUAGCCGAAUCGAUAAAUGCUGCAUUGAAAGCUGCAAGAAUGCUGCCAAUCACUACAAUGAUGGAAGGUCUUCGAAGUUUAGUUCAAAAAUGGGUAUGGAAAAAUGGUAAUGAAGCAAACGGAACAUUCACACAAGUAACAACAGAUACUGAAAUUGUGCUUAGAGAAAACUCUAUUCGAGCCAUUAAAUUUCAGGUCUUCCCAGUAAACACUAUAUUGUACCAAGUUGUGGUUGAAGACAAAGGAAAUUUUCUAGUCAACCUAAUGGAGAAAACACGUGAAUGCAAAAGGUUCCAACAAGAUGAAAUACCGUGUGCACAUGCAAUAGCAGUAUUUGCCGAAGCACGGCUGAAAACAUAUGAUUAUGUUGCUGAUUACUACAAAACUACAACUAUGAAAGCAACAUAUGAGUCAACUGUUCAUCCAUUGCCAAAUGAGAGCGACUGGAGACUUUAA
Molecule: messenger RNA, 1191 nt
Organism: Humulus lupulus (European hop)
Lineage: Eukaryota; Viridiplantae; Streptophyta; Magnoliopsida; Rosales; Cannabaceae
Exons: 4
Coding region: 1-1191 (396 amino acids)
Molecular function (GO): zinc ion binding
Source: RefSeq, a predicted model, not a curated record